Tuber aestivum (summer truffle) is the source of this 1187-nucleotide messenger RNA. The record is from the annotation of a GenBank genome assembly. NCBI's taxonomy places the organism in Eukaryota, Fungi, Ascomycota, Pezizomycetes, Pezizales, Tuberaceae.
AUGCUCCUAAUCAAAGCCGUAAUCCUCUCUCUCACCAUCUCAUCUACUAAUGCGCAUAUGCUACUCAAGAACUCACCCAACUUCGGUUUCACAGAGAACACGCUCUCCACAAAACCCGACGUUGACUUGGAUGCUCCGGUAUCCAAGGCACAGUUUUCCUGCAAAGGCUACCACAAAGACCACUUGCGAGGGGCCGGGGGAGGCGUCGCGACGUGGGCCGCCGGGAGCACCCAAGCCUUCAGGUAGGAUAUCCACACAAUCCCCUAAGCAUCGGACAUGAACUGAUAUAUUGAGAUAGUGUCUCCGGCGGCGGCGCACCCCACGGCGACAGUAGCUACCAGAUCUCCCUUUCAUACGACAAUGGCGAGACCUUCAAGGUUAUGAAGUCAUUCACAGGGAACUGCCUAUCCACGGACACCAACCGCGAGUGCUCCUUUCCUGUCCCGCGCGAUGCUGCCGGUGGCCCGGCGGUCUUUGCCUGGACUUGGUAUAAUAAGCAGAGCAAUCGAGAGAUGUAUAUAUAUGGGAUGUGCCUGAUGAUGGUGGAUGGAGAGCACGAAUGAAUGAAGCAACACAAGUGCGAUUAAAUGCAAGAAAAUGAGGAAGGAUGAUGAAAGAAUGGAUGAUCGAUGUUGAAUGAUGGUGAAAGCUGAUGAUGAGAACUGAUGGUGAAAACUACGCCUCUAGCUAAGGACAGAAUGGGAGAUAUAUAUCUCCAAAGCAACAAGAACUCUGGAACUCUAAAGAAACACUAUGAACACAAAAGAAUUACUCAUCCUGACGAACCAUGAUCCUCUGUGCUCCACAACAAUCUAGAACUCUCAUGAACCUGUAAAAAAGAACCAGAUGCCUAGAUACAAGGUGUGAAAGAAACCAAACCCCAUCUCCAAUGGCCUCUGGCAACGGGAAACAUCAACAAAAAACCCAACACCUAUCCUCCCUAGAAGCAUGAACCAUCUAUCCGUAUAACAACCAACUCACAUGCCCGAUAGGCACUCCAACAGUGCCGCUGUUACAAUCACCAAUAGCGGGAGCGGGAUAGGGAAUCUGUUUCCGAGGAUAUUUGUCGCGGGUAUCGGGGAGCGUGCACUACUGUUGAUAGUGUAGUGCCGGAGUUCCCUAAUCCCGGAGCGGUGGUGGAGAGGAGCGGUGAGGUGGCGUUGAGGCUAGUGGGUGCGGGGUGCGUU